AUGAAAGGUCUUAGAGUCCAAUACAGAGCGGCCGGGGACCAGAUUCGCAAAGAAGAGCCGCUUGACAGGGCAGCACUUCAAGCCAGGGUACGGAAGCUGUUAGUCGCAGAUGACGAACUUGAAGAUCCUCGGCCUCCAAGAUCAAGGCUCAACGUUUUCGCCGUGGUGAAAAGGUCAGCAGUCAAAGUAAACAAAGCCGACAAUGACGAGGGGAGAUUCGUCAAAGGACCGAAAGCCAAAGGAGUAAAUAUCUUGGAUCCCUCUUAUCGUCCCCCCAAGGUCGACAGUGAAUCCGACGAGGACUUGGAUAUGAGAUUCGUGCCUGGUGAUCCCCCUGUCUCAGCGGGCAACUAUACCUCGCCUCCACCUUUUUCGAUUGCGAGUGUACCAUCACUCACACCGGCAACGCGACGGCCGCCCCCGGCAAGAAAGGCCACCGCGAACAAAAAGAGAGCAAAGGGAGUAAUGCAAGAUCCCUCGUAUCGUCCCCCGAAAGCGGACAGUGGUGAAUCCGAUGAGGACUCGGAUGUAGGAUUUGUACCAGGUGAUCUGCCGGGGGAUCUCCCAGUUUCAGUCCCAGUUCCAGUCCCAGCGGUCAACCAAACGUUGCCUCCAACCGUUGCGCGUACAAGUAUGCCAUCACUCACAACAGCAACGGCAACGCGACCACCGCCGCCGCGUCCAACUCCAAGCAAGCCCACCGCAGAUAAGCAACGACCUAAAGCACCACAAGCGAUGCAAGAUCUCUCGUUUCGUCCCCCCAAAUCGGACAGUGAGUCCGAUGAGGACUUGAAUAUGAGGUUCGUCCCUGGUGAUCUACCCAUUUUUGGUCAACACCAGGGGCAAGAACAGGUGCAGUUCUCACCUGAUACCAGUGUCACUGUGACGAGUGUGUCCAUAUCACCACCGCGAGCACAACCAGCACGACCACCGCGACCAUUAUGGCCCCCUCCGCCGCCACAACCGAUCCCAAGCCGACUCAAGCGCAAACGCAUAGACGAUCCGACUUAUCGGCCUUCGGAGGACAGCGAGGAAUCGAGUUUCGAAGAAGACGGAGAUGGAGAGGAAUCCGAGUCUGAUGAAGGGAUAAAAAGGCUGAAAGGCUUAGUAGUGGAUGAUGUCAAGGCCAAGAGAGUUAAGAGGCGUAAGAAGGGCAAGAAAAACAAUGCGAAGGCACCUGAGCAACCGCUGGAGGAAGAUGGGAAUGACGGCUUGGCAAAAGAAAAUGGGGCUGGGAAGCGAAAUGCAAAGAAGAAGGGGGUGUCAUUCUGGGAUCCCUCUUAUAAACCCCCAAAGGACGACGAAGACAACAGUGAGGAAGACAACAAGCUUGACGAAGCAAUCAAGGCAGUGAAAGGGCUGAUCAAUGACAAUACCGUGACAAAAGCCAAAAAGGCCAACGCGACAGUGACGGAGAAGCACCCGAAAACAUUGCAAGAUGGAGAAAAGAAUGAGAGGCUGCCAAAAGGGGGUGGCGAUGAAAGGCGAAAGCAGAACACAAAGAAGAAGGGGAAGUCCGUCUUCGAUCGUUCCUAUAGGCCAUCAGGAGAUAAGAAAGAUGACAGUGACGAGUACAGCGACGAGUGGUCCUCGAGCGAUGGCGGAACCAGACGAAGGAGAAAGAGAGCUCGCGUGCCAAAGGGUGAUCCUGGACCGAAUGGUAAAGAGGAUGGUACCGAAGUCAACGACGGUGACAAAGUCUCACCUGAGGAACCCAAAGCUCAAGACGGUGUGAAGGUCGAGGAGGAAAUCCCCUUAUGCCAAGCACCCCCAUCAAGAUGUCUCCCUCCCAAGUUCGGCAGGCGGAAGAUCAAGCAGAGGGACCGACAUAAGCCUCCCCGCGUAUAUGAUCCCUCCUACAAGCCAGGAAACACACCGUCCGACGAUGACAGCAAUAGCUUUGACUCCAGUGGGAGCUCGGAUGAGGGCAAAAAGGAACGGAGACGGAGAAGGGCCCAACCAAGAAGACGAAGGUUCCUACCGAUGACCGACAUGAAGGAAGAGGUCAUACGACGAAUGCUGGGAAGGCCUAGACAUGGAUUUGGAGCAGCUCCAGCGAUGACCGCAAGAUCCCCCGCUGACCCUGCAAUGACCUUGGCCGGAAACUUGAAGCGGAAACGCCCGCGGGUUGAAAGGCGACAGACGAGUGACCAAUGCUUUCGCCCAUCAGAAACCACUAGUGACGAGUAUAGUGAUGACUGGGAUAGUUCCGAGGAGUCGUCUGAGUUCGGUGAGGUGGGCGUGAAGGGGAAAAAACAGAGGAAGACGAAGAAGAAGGGUCGAGGAAAGACCAAGAAAGCAAAGGCCAAUGGUGAGGAAACUGUCCAAGUAUUAGCGGCAAUGACUGGGAAGGAAGACCUGCAAAAUGGGAAUCCGACUCAAGCACACGAAGCACCGCAAGGAAACGUGAAACCACGGGCAGUGAACCAGUCAGUAACAGUCCCGGUGACAAAUACAAAGACAAAACGAAGACGCGACCCACUCGACCUCGACAGCACAUACAGACCAUCUUCGGACUCCUACUCUUCCGAAUCAGAGUCUGGGUCCGGAUUCACCUCAAACCUAGACCACCCCGUUCCGACCGCCACCCCUCAAGUUAGCAACGACAUCGAAAAGUCCGAGCUCCUUUUGCAGCAAGAAGGAGAGGUAGCUGCUUCACCUGUGAGUUUGGGAGUUGAAGCCCCGCAGAUCCAGAUCGUCUCCCAGGACCCUGACAAUGUCAAAACUGCCUUCUACCCGCUAUGCCAUGGUCGUUACACACCUUGGCCGCCAGCCCCUGGGACAGUCUACUGCCAACCUUGCUUCCGGGAGCAGGUGGUAAUUCGAGGGUUGCUGAUUCGACGCGGGAUCAGUGAAACCUUGAGGCUCUUGAAGGUGUUGUUGGGUGGAGGGUCUGACUUCGGGAAAGAACUGAAUGUAGCCCUUGAGGAAAUUUUGGAUGAUGUUGAGACCGAGCAAAUGAGGAGGACACGGGUAGAAGAUUAUGGUCAGGACCAGGAGGAAAAGGUCAAGAGACAGGAAAGGGUUAGACGGGGAAAAGACACUCAAGCUGACGCCAAGCCCAUGCACUCAACACGGUCAUCCCUUCGCGAAUUGCCCGAAGAUGUCCAGACUUUCUUGGUGCUGAGGCGCCUUACCGAUCUUGUCAACUCCGCGAGAACGUCCACGGAGUCCACAGAACGUCCUUCCAUCUCCAACACACCCCAUACAAAGACGCCUUCGAUAAACUUCCCAUCAACCACCGACGCUGUCUUGCCGAAGUCUUGCUCCCAACAGCAAGAGCUGACCGGCCCGAGCCGCUACUCCUCCCCGCUCCCUUCUCAUCUCGCCCUGGUGUCAAAGGGCGAGGCUCAGAAUCGUACGGGGACUAGCAUCGGCAUGAACAUGUCUUACUUCUCCAGCAAGCACCAUCUUUCCGCAGGAUCCCACCUUCCCUGUCCGUCUCCAGGUCCACUGGACAACGCCAUGAACGUCCUUCACGACGCGCUCGGUGUUUCCACUUGGCAGGCUCGUCGACUAUGGAACCGAUAUGGAGGCUCGCGCAUCUGGGACCUAGCGAAGGUGGACUCGCUUGUCCAGAAAUCCCAUGCGAGAUUCCAGAACGGGCGUCAGGUCAAAAUGGAGUUCCCCGGGGCCGAGGGGAAAAAUUGGGAUAUAAAGGCGGGAAUGGGGAACAACGACACUGAUCAAGAUGUUAUGCAUGCGUUGGAGGGUUUGGCCGACCUAGAAAAGAAAUUCCCGAUUGCCUUUGCGGCAAAUGCGAGCCAAGAAGAGAAAGAGAGAGCCGAGAGACAGAAGGAACAAGGACGAGAUAUUGGCAUGCUGAGCUUGGGUGAAAAGGAAGGGAAGAAACGAUCGCGAGAUGAGGAUGACUACAGCUUCCUGGGUUGGGACCACAUUGGACCUCCAAGCAAGAAAUGCAAACUCACCACACCCAUCGAUUUGUUUAAACCGCAAAGCCAAGAGGCGGUGCCAUCUCAACCAUGGAUACCAGAAGAUAACAUGAACCCGAGGAUGAUCCCUUGCCAUUCGUGCUCCCGGUUCCACACUGUCAACUACAACAGUUACGCUUCUUCACGAGGGAAUAACUGCAAGGCGAUGGGCAGUAGACCAUGGGUAAAGACACUGCAAUGGGCUCUCGACAUUGGCGAGUCUGAAGCGGCCAAGUUGACGCUGAAUAACUUGUUGGACUUUAUCAGCCGGAGUGGGAAAACGGCCCAUGUGAAGAAGUCUGGGUGGGAGUUCGUGGUGCACCACCCUGGCGGCACUAACGAGGCGGAAACCAGGAUCGUCUUCCUGGAUGUUAGGCCUGGGUUGGAUAUGCAAUUGUAG
Messenger RNA from Sordaria macrospora k-hell, 4332 nucleotides. RefSeq lists its product as uncharacterized. NCBI's taxonomy places the organism in Eukaryota, Fungi, Ascomycota, Sordariomycetes, Sordariales, Sordariaceae. The record is from RefSeq and is a predicted model, not a curated record.